AUGGCCAAUAGUCCCACCCUUUGCCAAAAAUUCGUGGCCCAGGCCAUUGACCCUUUUCACCUUAAAUCCCCUGGGCUGUACAUUGUCCACUAUAUGGAUGACAUCCUUUUGGCUGGCCUUGAUGAGACCACCCUGCUCAGGGUUGGCCAGGAAUUGGUGACUGCCCUUCAAGACCUCGGGUUACAGAUUGCUCCCGAGAAGAAAAAUGCAUCUAGUCACCUUAUUCCUCCUGCUCACGCUCCAGAUUUACCUGACUAUUAUGGCCCUUCUCUUAGGACCAAAAGUGAGCCCCUGACGGCCCUUAUGCUGUCUGUCAUAUUAGGAAUCAUCACUGUUGGCACAGGGUGUCUGAGGCACAGCCAUAGCCUUGUGGUGUUGCAUCUGCUCUCCAUUGUGCUUCUGACUGGGCUUCUUGUGGCUGUUCUUCUUCAAGGUUUUAAGGGCCCCAGCUCCUCAGGGAAUGAGAAAAUCUACAAGCAACUGAUGCAACUGGGGACUGGAGUGGACAGCCUUUGCCGUCCUUGCCCCUGGGAAUGGACAUUCUUCCAUAGAAAAUGUUACUACAUCUCCAAGUCCCAGCGUAACUGGAAUGAUUCUGUCACUGCUUGCCAGGAAGUAGAGGCUCAACUAGUCAUUGUUGAGAGUGACGAAGAACAGACAUUCCUGAGUGUGAUUACUAAGGAUAAAGGAUCAGCCUGGAUGGGUCUCUCAGACCUGAAACAAGAAGGCAUGUGGCAGUGGCUAGACGGCUCACCUCUGUCAGACAGUUUCAUGAAAUAUUGGAUCAAAGGAGAGCCCAACAAUAAACAGGAAGAAGACUGUGUGGAAUCCAGUGGCGAUGGCUGGAAUGAUGCCCCAUGUACAAUUAAGAACUACUGGAUCUGCAAGAAGUCUGCUAUGUCCUGCCCUGAAAAAUGA
Arvicanthis niloticus (Nile rat) is the source of this 918-nucleotide messenger RNA. The record is from RefSeq and is a predicted model, not a curated record. Lineage: Eukaryota; Metazoa; Chordata; Mammalia; Rodentia; Muridae.